AUGGUUGAGCCCAAGCGUGCUGACCCGGCUUUGCCGGAUGCCCUCAGCGAGUUUGCUCAAGCUGCGGGCCUCCAAGGGGGUAUAGCACCGGCAUCAGCUUCUGAAGUCUUCCAGAUCGUGGAGCACGCCAACCGCAAGUUUCAGUCCUCGUCUCCCAAGUCUGUCAAGUUCUCGCAGAAGCUAUCACCAUGUCUCGAGUCAAUCAACCGGUUUUCGUCUGUCAUAGACACAUUCAUCCAGUCGAAUCCCACCAUCUCGGGUUUAGUCUGGGGUAGUCUCAAAUUCCUGCUGCAGGGAGCACUCCAAUUUACCUCCUACCUCGAAAGGCUGGGCGAAAUGUUUGAAGAAUUUGGUCAAUUCUUUCCGGUCGUUUCCGAGUAUGAAACGAUCUUCGAGAGCUCUGAUACGGUCCGAGCUGCGGUGUUGCAUCUGUACACGGACGUUGUCCACUUCUUCACUCGAGCAGUGAAGUUUCUGAAGAGAAAGCCAAGAGACCUCAUCUUUCGGACGCUCGUCAAACCGUUUGAGCAUGACUAUGCGCAAAUUCUUAAGAGCUACCAGACCCACCGCAACGAGCUGCAGAUAGUGGCACUUGCUGCCAUGGAGAGGAAUGCCAGGAAGGAACGGGAACUGGCAGAGAUUGCUCGCAUUGCGGCCGAAGAGGAGAGAGUCGCCGCGGAAAAUGAACGCAAAGAGGCAGCAGCUGAGAGGCAGCGUGCCGAGCAAGCGAGAACAGACAUUCGCGAAGAAAUCAAGCGGCAGGAAGCGCACAGGAAGGAGGCGUCGCGGGCACGAGAAGAGGUCCGGGAGGAGACCAAGAACCAGGAGGUCCACCGGACGGUGGUUCAGGGACAACUGAAAGGACUGGAAUCAGAUUCAAUGAUACGGUGGUUGGAUCCCCCAGACUAUGAAAGUAUGCUGAGUCAGAUGGUCAGGCAACGCCAGGAAGAUACUGUUCUCUGGAUUGAGAGACAUCCCAAGUAUCUCUCCUGGAGACAAUAUGCCAACUGGACGCGUGACAUUUUGUGGAUCUAUGGCGGUCCUGCCAGAAGUGGUAAUGCUCCGAGCCCUCGUAGCACAGCUGCUGCACCAGGCCGACAAGCCCGACCCCUCAACCAAAUUUACCUUGCACGACGCUCGGCGCAUGCGUCACUGACAGAGCUCAGAGAGGCAUUCUCGACCCUGGCGAGCGACUUCUCGGGUGUCUAUGUUGUUAUUGAUGGACUGGACGAUGCGGCGAACGCCAGUGAUGCCCUGCAGCUUUUGCUCACGCUCUUGGUCCAGGUGUCACCCGUCAUGAAGCUGCUGGUCAUCAGCCGUCCUGAGCCCGAUAUUCGGCGCUUCUUUCAUUCCCAUCCGCAGUUUGAGUUGACAGAGGAUAUCACUCAACCGGAUGUGCGACGAGUCGUCACGACUCGCGUCCAGUCAGCAUGCGAGGACAAGAAGAUCAGAGCUUCUGACCCUAAUCUUCGGCAGGAGAUUGUCGACGCCCUCGUCUCGAGUAGUUCCGGAGUAUUCCUCUGGGCGACAAUGCAGGUGAAGCACCUCCAGACUCUUCGUGUGCAGACUGAUCGAACUCUACGCGCUGCUGUCCGCAAUCUGCCCAGUGGUGUUGCAGAUAUCUAUGGUCGCAUCCUAGCCAAGAUAAACUCCUACGCGGAGGAAGAUCGCCUGCUGGCUGAAGAGCUUCUCCGCUGGGUUGUCUGCGCCAGACGACCGCUGAACGUCUCCGAACUCUGCUGUGCACUUGCCAUCGACAUCGGAGACGAGGAGCUAAACAUGGAUAACGUUCCGACCAACACGAGUGAGAUCGUAGACGCCUGCAGCCCUCUGCUCUCCAUCGGCGACAAGGGGACUGUUAGCCUGGUUCACUCAACGGUGGCACAGUUUCUUCUGGACCCUUCCAACAAAGCCUCUGUCCCUGUGGGCACCGACCGAUACUUCAUCGAGCAGAUAGAAGCUCAUACCAUGCUGGCGGAGAAGUGUAUAUCUUAUCUGUCUCUGCUUUCAUUUCGCAAUCGUAUCUCCGGGUCGCAGACUUUGGCUAAGAUCACACAUGAGGAAAUCCACGCGUUUCCAUUGCUGGAAUACGCCGCUUUAAAUUGGUGGAAGCAUGUCGCUCACUCCAGCCUCUCGAAGAGCUCGGCAAAAAGGCUUGUGGAUCUGAUGUUCAACUUAGCCAAAUCUAGUCAGGGCCUGACUUGGCUUGAGGUGUCCAUCACCUUGUCGCUCUCCCUGGAACAUUUACACACCGUAUCGACGCAAUUGCGUGCCUGGUUACGCCGGCUGGAGUUUGAGCAUGAACAUAUCAACGACCUCAAGCUGUGGUUGGAGGGCCUUGUAGAUCUCACACGCGUCUGGGAUUCCAUCCUAAGAGAAUCUCCCUUUGAGCUGAGAUCUACCGUUAAGAAAUUUAGUACUGAGGGACAAUUCUUCCAGAAGCAUUUCGGCUCCGACUUUAUCGGUGACAUUGGGCCACCUCCCGCCUCGUUGCGGCGAACCAAUACGAAUCCCACUGUGGCAGAAGGAAAUACAUUCGAUAUUCUGGUUGACGACGAGGAAGGCUAUGUCCUGCAUCCGUCGGGAAAGAUCCGCUUCCAGUUCACCUGGGAUAUCGUGCAGAGUAAUGGAACCAACUCACUUAGAUACACUAUCUAUUCUGAAAGCCCGAUCACAAGGAGGCAAUUCAAGAGAGUCGAAUUUGCCCACGAAAUACCCUGGAAGCUCCCGCAGGGCUUCCACCUCGGACUGCAUUCCGUUGCCUUUAGUCCUGACUGGGAUUACAUGGCUAUCGCUACGGUCGAGUCCGUGAGAGGACUGCCUACGGGACGCCGAGAUCAGGGCACAACCACCAUCCGCGUUUUCCUCUGGCGGCUGAGGGAACUCGAUGAACCCAGCGAAGAAAUCCUUUUCGACCUCCCCUGGAUAUUACCUACCAAGGGUAGUGACGGGAACGUUUACAGCGGCUACGUUGGUCAAGCCCAGUAUGAUUCCUUCCGGGGCUCUCGAUGCGCAGUUGCCUUCUGGAAAGUCAAAUCCAUCCUCUAUCUGCAGACCCCAUUUGGAGCGGUGGAUGUAGAAACAGGUGCUUCCCUGGAACAUCCUCAUUAUCUUCAAAAUGUCGUAACCCAACAGACUGUGACCCAAUGCACAUUCAGCCCCGAUGGGCGUCGAAUCGCAAUGGUCAGGAACCAUACAGAUUUCGAAAUUGCCAACAUCGAUGGUUCCAACGUCUGCGCCACGAAGCUCAAUGGCGAGAUAUGCGAGAUCCUGAGCAUUAGCAGGACAGGCCGAUAUGUAGCGAUCUGUCUCAACCAGCCUGCCACGUCGUCACAGCUAACCCAGUCACGCCUUGUCGUUCUCGACACGGUGACCAAUACACUCCAGGUCCUACUGACGGGAACUCAGGAACGACGGUUUGACGAGGUGUCUUUUAAGCUCCGGGGCUGGCUAUCGUGGUCUCAAUGGGCCGCCCAGGGACGGUACGUGAAGUACAUACCCAAGGGACUGGCCCCCGUUCGGCCAGACAGGCACUGCAUUCAAGUUUACUCCGUCUUCAACUGGCUAGUUGGCGGAGCCUCCAGUGAGCUGUACAUCGAACCCGACAUUGACUACCUGCUGGACCCUCAGGAGCAGCGUUGGGGUUUAGUGCAGCCCGCGGCUAUCAAGAGAGAACUACCGCUCUCAUCCAGUGCGACCUAUCUAUUCUCAGAUCGGACCAUACGUCUCUCGGACAGCACGUUUAUUUUAUCCGUUGGCUUCUCGCCGCAGGAUGAGCACUGUUGUAUUCUCACGUCCAAGCAGACAGUCCUACUUCCUAGCUCGCUGCAACCAUCGCCUCUGACCUAUGCACCCCCUACGGCUGGUAAACAGCAGAAGACCACAUAUCGGACGUAUACUCGUCUGUUUGACCACAACAGAAAGCUUGGUUGCUUUCAACUAGCCUACCAUGGCACGGAAGGACGCUGGAUGGAUUAUCUGGACUACAAGACGCAUGACAUUGCCAAGAGCAUCACUGCCCGUGUGUACAUAUGGGAUCUCUGCGGCACGCCGAGGCUCAUCCGUGACAAGCUUCUGCAACUGGAUGAGGUUGAAAUCAACAUGCUUCGGUACGAACAGUACCGCCGGCUGGAUGUGGCUUUCCACCCAGCCUGUGAUCGCAUGGCAAUCUUCAACGUAGUGUACAACCUCGACCGGGUCACCAGCAGCAGCGUAGAAUACCAGAUAUACCAUGAGACGAACAAGUUCCAUCCGGAUAUCGCAGCUGGACGCACGAACAAUGCCUGGCAAGUAUCCUUCAGUCCGGACGGCAGAUACAUUGCGUUUGCCGUCACGGCGAGUACCCGGACCCCAGGACUUUAUGGGAAACGAGGAGAGAUCACCAAUGCGGUGGUCCUGUUCGAAACCGACGAGCCCAAAAUCCCAUUAUGCUCGCAGAUCUCGAGCCACAAGGGCGACACUCUCGCCAUGGGCUCGUGUUCUGUUACAUUCCACCCAACGGACAGGAAGCUACUCUGGACAUCAAUGUUUGUCUUCACCGACGCUACGACCAAGACAACCACAAAGCUACUGGACUUCAGUCACGAGCCAUACGAGACGUCCUUCAUCACAGACCUCAAAUACGACGACUUCAAGUUCAUCCCCACCCCCACGGGAAACCAGAUCUACGGCCACCCCUCCCAAACUGGCCACCCCGGCUUCUGGGACCGUCUCAACACAAACGCGCACACACCGCAGCCAACUAACCUCCUUGAACCCGGCAAGAUCCAGCUUACCGGCCUGGCACAUAACGCUCGACACAUCACCGGGAUCAUCGCCGGCCCCACCCCAGCGAACUCGACCUCAACCUCCGGCGGCCCAACAUUCACAUUCACCAAGAAGACCAUCCUCCAACUACCCCCUCCACCCACCUCCACCAAAACACCGCGCGAGUCGUCCAGCGAGCGAAUGACUACCUCGUCAUCCUCCUCUUUCAGGACGGCCCCGUCCACUUGA
Molecule: messenger RNA, 4995 nt
Organism: Aspergillus novofumigatus IBT 16806
Lineage: Eukaryota; Fungi; Ascomycota; Eurotiomycetes; Eurotiales; Aspergillaceae
Exons: 8
Coding region: 1-4995 (1664 amino acids)
Source: RefSeq, a predicted model, not a curated record